Vigna radiata var. radiata (mung bean) is the source of this 1221-nucleotide messenger RNA. RefSeq names its product transcription factor MYB106-like. Bases 116 to 970 code for a protein of 284 amino acids. NCBI's taxonomy places the organism in Eukaryota, Viridiplantae, Streptophyta, Magnoliopsida, Fabales, Fabaceae. The transcript is spliced from 3 exons. The record is from RefSeq and is a predicted model, not a curated record.
CUCUUCCAAUACGUCCUUAUUUGUAUCUAUAUGUUAACUCUUUGCUGCACUCAGUGCCUAACAACAACAGAAAAAGGACUGAUUCGGGUAAACCUUACACGGUUUGGAUUUAAAAAUGGGAAGGGUGGCAUGCUGUGAGAAGGUAGGGUUGAAGAAAGGACCAUGGACUCCAGACGAAGACAAGAAGCUCCUCGACUAUGUUCGGAACUAUGGCCAUGGAAACUGGCGUUCAGUGCCUGCCAAAGCGGGUCUUCAAAGAUGUGGAAAGAGUUGCAGAUUGAGAUGGAUUAACUAUCUCAAACCUGACAUAAAACGAGGAAACUUCAGCGCGGAGGAAGAUCACACCAUUAUUCAACUUCAUGCCCUUCUUGGAAACAAAUGGUCAAUCAUAGCAGCUCAUCUGCCCCAAAGAACAGACAAUGAGAUCAAGAACUAUUGGAAUACCAACAUUAAGAAAAGACUCAUCAGAAUGGGCUUAGAUCCCAUUACCCACAAAAAAAUAGAAAAUAACACGUUUGAACCCUUUGGUGGUUGCCAUGAAUACCCCAAGGACAACAUCAAUAUCUGCCAUGUGGCUCAAUGGGAAGGUGCUCGACUUGAAGCUGAAGCCAGAGGAUCUAAGUUGCAAGUUGGAUCCGGAUCUUCGCAACUCUCUGGGCUAAUUUUAAGAAAAAUUCCAACUCAACCUUGUCUUUCAUCACAUUCAGUGUCAACAAAAAACAACACAGCGUAUAACAUGUAUGCCCUCGUGCUUGCCACAAAUCAUGAUUUUCGGUCAUCUGUAUCCACUUUGACCAUUCCUACACUUCCUGCAGUUUCUAAUAUUUCACAAAUCACCAACACAGAAAAGGUAUUGAAAGGUUAUGUAUCAAACUUACAAGAUGAUGACAUUAUGGUGGCUUUGGAAGCAUUUAUGACAGCAAGGUCCGAGAGUAUCGAAGAGCUGUUUGAUGAACCCACUUCCAUUUAGAAGGUCUAAUAUGACGAUUUGUUUUAAAAUAUCUGUCAUUCGUAUGUUCUUCUGUGUGGAGUAGUUUCAUGUCAGGUUGGAUGUCAUGUUAUGCUUUCUGGUAUCAUGAAAUAGAUAAUUAUAUUUUUGUUUUCUCAUGUUCUGAUGUUCUAUUUUUGAGCAUUCCUUAUUGUUUCGGUAUAAAUUUACUGGGACCGAAGGACUAACCUCGAUGACGUUGUCUUCUGUCUUGAUGCCCGCUUCUUCUGAUU